GGACGUGAAAGUAAGCGUUACCUUGCGGUUGCUUUCGUUAUGUAAUCAUGAACUGUAACACACAAAACCAAUCAUCAGAUGAAUCAGACAAACUUCGUAAAACAAGAGAAAAAGAGAAUAGACAAACAGCUAUUUGUGCUAACUUUGACAAAUCAAUCGUUCUAUGGAGUCCAGGCGAUAUUGGCAAAUGCCAAAAAACUAUCUUACAAGGAAAUCCUACAUCGAAAAACUAAUCUACCAUGCUACAAUGUCAGAUUCAAUCAAAUCUCCAUUUGCUGGAUUCAAAGUAGCCAAUGAAUAUUUAAAUGAACUGGAUCAUAUUGAUGUAAUCAGUGGGAUCAAAACAUUCAAAUCGUUUAUUCGAUCUUUUUUCAAAAAUAAUAGUCGUACAUCAACUAUGAUUCAUAAAAUAGGAAGAACAUGGCUUCUGAAUGAAUUCGAUAUUGAUUCAUUCUUGUUAUCCGGAGGUGAAUGUCACGAAUGGUUAUGGCUUCGUGAAUUUCUAAAAAAGGAAGAUUAUCGUUUGUGUUCUCAUUCAUUGUCACGUAAUGUGUUGAUUUCAAAUGAUCUUGAAUCGAAAUUUCUAUAUCAUACGGUUUUCCAAUCCCCUGAACUUGGCUUGAAAAAAAUACAAAUGUUACAACCAAAAAGUUUACCUUCAUCAAGUGGUAAUGACCACGCUGGAAAUGAAAUCACUAAAGAAGUAGCUUGCACUCGUUUGGAUCCGAGUUCUGUUGGGGUUGAACAUUUGUCCAUGGUAGACGUCGCAUUGUCAUCAUCAUUGGAUGAUACAGUUACAACCAACAAUGCUGAACAAAAUAAUGAAAGUAGACAGUUUCGAUCAUCAUGGGUUAUAAAUCCAGAUCAAUAUCUUCAUACUGCUGAAUGGCAAUUAAAAGAUCUCAGUUUUAUUGUGGGCUCUGAUAUGCCUAUAUUCGGCACACCGAAACAUCCUUGUAUUAGUCUAAAAUUAAGUCCAUUACAUGAGUCGAUUAAUGUUUUAACCGGAAUUGAUGUAUGGCUUGAAAAUAUUAUCAAUGAAGUCCCCGAAGUGGCUAUGUGUUAUCAUCAUGAAGGUAUCGUCAUGCAAGAAUAUGAAAUUUACAAAACAUGUGAAAUUCCACCGAUAAUUGGAUUUGAAACGGAACAAAUUAAUCAAAUUAUACGUAAUUUAGUUAUGUUUUUAAAACGGAAUGCCACACAAGAAGGUCAUACAUAUUGGCUUGUAAAAGAACCUGGGUUAGGUGUUGUUAAACUAUAUGAUUUGACAACUUUAGGUUAUAAAGAAUUUCUAAAUAAAUGUUCAGAGGAACCUAAUGGUCGAGAGGCAUAUAUGAAAGACAAUAACCCAUUUAUCCUGCCUGUUGCAUCAUUAUGCUAUAAAUUAGCUGAAAUUCGUGUUAAAGAAUAUAUACAUUAUCGUGAAACUCAAAUUUUUCAAUCAACAACUUUCGAUUCUUUUAAUUCAACAUCGUCAUCAUCAUCUCCACGAAGAUAUUCAACUGACAAUAAUGAUUUCAAUGAAAUAACUACUGUUAUGGAUGCUUUACGUUUAUUGAGAAACUGUUUAAAUUUAAUAUCAGUUCAUGAAAAUUUUUCUAAUGUGUCAGAUCUAUCAGGUUUAUCAUUUAAUCCAGCGACUACAUCACCUGGAAUACAAGAUUUAAAAUUUCGUGCAGUAUUAUUACUAUGUCGAUUGUAUCUAAUUACACCUACAAAUGUGAUUAUGACAUGUUUUAAAGAUAUACAAGGAUUGGUAUGUGCAAGUCGAGAGACCGUUAGUGUAAAUAUUGAACAAUUUGGAAAAUCUUUGAAUUCUUCAGAAUUGAAUACAUUUACUUUAUCUGAUGAAAAUGAACAAAUUACUGGCACUACUACUAAUGAUAAAAAUUCAACAUUAGUUUCAAUCAAUUCCAAUCGUAAUUAUUUAGGUUCAAUGAUUAUUGAUGCACUGAGGAAAUCGAAUACAUCGCAACUUUCUGAAUUAGCUAUAUCAAUUCUUGGCUCCUUCAAUCGUAAUCUCGCUUAUGGUCACCAUCGAUCUAAUCUAACCAAUACAAAUGAUCGGGAUAAAAUGCUCACACCAUAUUCCUCAUCAGUAAACAAUCAUCACCACCAAAAUUGUUCUGCCGAGAGUUACGAUAAUGACAGUAUAAUGAAUAAAAAUAAUGAAAUGAAUGACUCACAAACGUAUUCCUUACCAUUUGCUGUAUUAAAAUCUUAUAUUGCUAAGUCAGAAGAAUUAUGGUUCAUGGUAUAUCAACAAAUGCAUCAUACUGAUACCAUAUUGAAUCCAAUUGUAAUUGAAUCAUUAAACAUGAUAUUUCAAUAUACUUUACCAGCUUUAAUGCUUCUUGAACAUUUGGUUCCAGAUAGGUAUAUACAUUGUUUUACUCCUAAUGAACAACAUGAAAAACAAAUACAACUAUCUAUGAAAAAACCAAUUUGCCCAUACUGUUAUUCUUCAUGUGAUCUAAUUAAAGACUCAUUAGAUCGUUGCUGUUUAAGUGAUACAUUAUUCAUUGUAAGUUGUCUAUUUUCUGCUGCAUUUAUUUCUUAUCCGGAAGCAAUUCAACGAACUAAUCUUAUCACCACUUCAAAUCACCAUUAUCAACAAGAUAAAAAGAAGGAUUCGGAAUUAUUAACUCCUUCAGUUGAUACGUUUAUCAUGCAAUCAGCUUGUGAACAAAGUAAAAUGCAGAUGAAAAUCUAUUUGAAUACUGUUUUAUCAGGUCCAGUUAAAUUAUCGAAAAAAUUAUCAUCUAGUAUUGAAAAAUUUUCUGACGAUGAUUCUUCUGCCGCUUGUUGUUUACAACGUGUUUUUCUUCAAUCGACAAAUACUACUAAUCGUCAACAGCGCCAACAUCAUUCACGUAGAUCGAACUCGUCAAUGAUGACGAUAAUGAAACAACGAGCUAAUAAAUUUGAAUCUUCUCAUGAUUUAAAAGCGUAUAUGAAUAAAUUAAAAAUUACCAAUGACUGGUGGUCAGUAUUAAUGAAUAUGUUUGUAUGCUGUUUACGUAGUAUGUGGUUGGACUGUGUUAGUGAUAAUCAAGAUGAGAUCAUUCAUUUAAACUUCAAUAAAUUGUUAGAUCAAUAUCUAAAUAUUCUAUUAUGUAAUCCAUUUGAUUCUUCAUGUAGUACUACUACUACAUCUACUGAUAUUGUUGAUGUAACAAAUAAUAAUAAUAAUAGUAGUAGUAGUAUAAGUAUGGUAUCAUAUCAGUUGAUUGAUACAAAUGAAUUUCAAUUAUACAAAUUAUUGGCAUUAUGUUCUCAGUCAUCAUUAUCAUCAUCAUCAUCUUCAACAUCAUUGUUACCAUGGGCGAAUAAAUUAAGUUCAUUGAAAAAAUGGCGAUCUAAUGAAGAUCAUUUACUACCUAAUGAAACAUUAUAUUUUAAUCAACAAUAUUAUUCUAAAACAUCAAUUUUAAAUAAUAUGCAAAAUUAUAAAAAAUUUCAAUUUUCAUUAACUACAGUUUGUUUAGCUCGAUCUAUUGAAACAUUAUUACAUUAUCAAUUAUGUAUAAAUCAUAAUCAAAUGCCAUCUAUACAAAUAUGUUUAGAUUUAUUACUUACAACUAAUGAAUAUUUAUCAAUUUGUUUAGAAGAAUUCAAAUCUAUUCAGGGUGAUAAAUUGGAAUACUUAGACAUAAUUAAUAAUGUAUUAAAACAAGUUUUACGUUAUCUCCCAUCGGAUCUCACUCCUUAUUCAAUUACAUCAUCGUCAACUACUAGUUCACUCACGACUACAGAAAAUGAUAGCACCACCACCAACAACACAGCUGUCAAUAAAGACAUUUUGCGAAUUUUUGUUAAUUUACGUUUACACCAGUUAAACGUUAUGCUUUUACGACAUCAUCAUGGUGUAACAUUUAAACGUGGCAAAUCACAAACUCCUGCUUGGUUUACAAUGAUUACACAAGCUAGAACUACAUUAGAUUGGCAUGCUUCUUAUUUAGCUAGUAAUACUAAUAUUAUCACUUCUAAGGGGGAAGAUAAACACUUGAACAUUGAUUUACAAGAUGUGAUUUUACAUGUGACUUUGUUAAAUCAUCUUGUCAGUUUACAGACAGUAAAUCAAGAUGUAUUAUCUAUAUUCGGUAUUCAAGCUAUUCUUCGAGAUAUUUGUAGAAUUCAUCCUAUCUUAAAAUUAUUGACCAGUUCUCCUGAUUAUUUUACAACAAAUCCAUUAUAUUCUAAUCUACAAGGUCCCUUAAAUUCAAUUUCAAACAAUUUAACCAAAUUAUGUGAUACACUAGCUAGAAAAUCACAAACUAAACGUGAAAAUAAAUCUGACUUAAAAUUAACUAACAGUCAACAUGUCAAAAAAACUAAACAAAAGAAUAGUGGUAGUAACAACAAUCGACUGAUAGAACAAAACAUCCCAGAAACUAAUGAUCAUUAUCAUGAAAACUUUUCUCCAGAAUCUUUAUUAUUGUCGAACAUAAAAAAACAGCAACAACAACAGGAUAAUUUUUAACAACAAAACAAACUAUGAAUGAAGCAAACAAUUCACCAUCACCACAACCAUCAUAUCAAGCAUUCAAUAAUCACUGUCAAGUUCUACAAUGUCAAAUUGAACAUUUAACUAAGUAUUUAAGUGAAUUAUGAGAAAUAAAAGCAUGAAAAAAGAAGAGUAAAUAAUUAUCCUACUCAUAUAUUUAUUUUUUUAUUCACACUACCUAAGCUUUCUGUCCUCCUGUUUCAUAUGUAG
Messenger RNA from Schistosoma mattheei, 4717 nucleotides. The record is from the annotation of a GenBank genome assembly. NCBI's taxonomy places the organism in Eukaryota, Metazoa, Platyhelminthes, Trematoda, Strigeidida, Schistosomatidae.